Molecule: messenger RNA, 2494 nt
Organism: Porites evermanni
Lineage: Eukaryota; Metazoa; Cnidaria; Anthozoa; Scleractinia; Poritidae
Source: the annotation of a GenBank genome assembly
ACAGUGGAAAUCAACUGGGUUCAGGUGAGUUGUACACUGUAAUGUGUCGCAUUAUUUUCUGUAGCAGCCAUUAUCGAAACAACAAAGGACCCUGAAUUGUCAUUUAAUAAUUGUAAGAGCAGUUGUCUGAUAAAUUUUCAAAGGAAUCACCGAGAGGUCAUAAAAUGCGCUAGUCUGCCCCAAACUAGCGGGGCGAAGGGGGGAGGGUGGUUAUUAGAGGAAAUGCGCUAAGUAGCUAAGCUCAAAUGAUAUUCUUAAAUUACAGGAUGCCUCUGGACGGUGGACAAUGGAGGAGAUUCCCAACUCCGAAAAAGUUUUCAAAGCUGAUCUGGUCAUAAUUGCGGCAGGAUUUCUCGGACCUGAGAAAACUUUGGCGGAGCAGUUUGGAAUUAAAAAGGUAAGAAGGACGGGUUCAUAGGUGAUUCGUGAACGUACCACAAAGAUGCAGGCGUAAUUUAUGGGCGAAUAACGCUCAGUAUUUUCUGUUUGUAGUCGCCAUUUUUGAUUUUGAAACCAAAGAAAGGGUGGUGGGCCGUAGUAACCACUUAAACUUUUGCUCAUAAAUCAGUCGCAGUAAAUAAUAGAUCGGGAUUAACUAACCACUCUAAACAAGAUUAUUGUGAAUCUUAGGGCUGUUGCAAUCAACUUCUCGCCUUUCACAAGUUCAACGAAUCCCUGUCACGCCCUCUUACGCUUACACAUUCCUUCUCAUCAUGGAGUGGUUACUAAAUUAUCCCUGACAGGGUGCAACAGAGAUGCCUGUAUGAUAGGUUUGCUGUGAAAAGUGAUUAUUUUAAACCCCCGGGUUAAAAACUCUUACAUGUAUCUUGUGUUAACCAUGUACUGUUGUCAGCUCUGUUUACUCGUAUUUUUCUUCGAUCAUAAGGCGCUCGAAAAAAAAUCUCGAAAUAACUUGACAUGGUAUCGAAGCGAAGCGCGAGAUGGUUGGGAGGGCAUGAAGUGUACAAUGUACCCUGGGUGCCAGAGACUGUUCUUGCGCGGUUUGUGCGAAGAUUUCCGCCACACGCGAGAAAGAAGCCUCUGGUAUCCAUUGUCUGAAGAAUGAGACUGUAAACAACCACUCAAGACUUUUGAAAUUAUUCUACAUGAUUAAUGGCUUAAUGAACAGAUGCUUCCUCUGCAAGACUUAUCACAUUUUUUCAAUUGAAAUUAAUGCUGAUUUUCUGUUUUGCCUUCACAGGAUCCCAGGAGUAAUUUUGCGACUGACAAAAACUGCUUUUUGACCAGUGUUCCCAAAGUGUAUGCAACCGGAGGUAAGAUACCUUGCACUACUGGCUAAAGGAGCUUCGUCGCCAAGUUUAUCACAAGGAAGCUCAAACAAAGGCAUUUUGAGCGACGCGUGUCAAUCAGAAGUGGGGUCUUUUUCAUUUAAAAGCACGUUAACGCUACCAAAUUUGUAUUUCUAAGUGUGUUUACUAUUACAGAGACGAUCUGUCCAAAAAUUUGGGCAAAACCACAGUCCAAAAAUGACAAAAAGACCACUUUCGGUUGAAGUGCGUCGCUCAAAAACCUCUUUGCUUAAGCUCACUAAAAUUCAAACGGAGGGAAUGGCCAGAAAGAUAAGUGAAACAAAAAUAACCGCGCAAAAAGUUAGAAUAGGGUAUAAAUGACACAGCAAAUAGAGAAGGAAGCAAGGAUGGACAAACUUGAAGAAGAGUGAAACGGAUUGCUUUGGUGAUGUUUGAACACUUGUUAGGCUAACUGUUUUUCAAAGCUCAUAUUUGUUGUUUGUAAUGACUGAUCAUGAUAAUGCUUGGGAGACGUUUUGUUUGUCAUAAAGCUGUGAAUGAUCAUUUUGUCGUGCACGAGUAGUUUCUCAAAUUUCGUUGCGAAUAAGGACGCGUAACUCGCGUGCGUUAACUGGUAUUAAAAACAAAAUGAACUUGACAGCUGAGACGCAACCCUUGAAGUCCCUCUGAGAAACAGCGCCGAAAUCCCUGCUCUAGGCCCCCACCAGCGUACUAAGAUUUGAGUACGCGCCAUGAAGUUGAAGGUAAAUUCGAAACUCACUUCCGGUAAUUCGUUGAGUCCGUUGAGGGUCCAGAACAAGGAUAAAGGAGCUGCUUUGCAGACGUUACGAUUACGUCUGCGACGUAGGCUAGAGAUAUGAUGAAUAGCCUUAAGUCAGCCCAUAUUUUCUGAAGCUUUCCACUCGGAAUGGCAUGAAAUCUUGAGUUGGGUUCCCUGUAAUCUUCUCCAUUAUCAUCAUCAUUAUCAUUAUUAAACGAUGAGUGCCAAGGGUGUGAAAAUACGAGUGGCAAAUGUUUAUUUUAACACGUAGAGAUCUAACUAUCCAUCUCUAUUUUCAGAUUGCCAUCGGGGCCAGUCUCUGAUUGUAACAGCCAUUUCAGAGGGAAGACAGGCUGCACGCCAAAUCGACCUCGAUCUAAUGGGUGAGACUUCCCUGGCGGGACCAGGGGGUCAAAUACACAGUGUAACGCCCAUCACAAGGGCAAUUCAAUCGACUGCCUAA